Molecule: messenger RNA, 1841 nt
Organism: Bombyx mandarina (wild silkworm)
Lineage: Eukaryota; Metazoa; Arthropoda; Insecta; Lepidoptera; Bombycidae
Product: beta-ureidopropionase pyd3
Molecular function (GO): beta-ureidopropionase activity
Source: RefSeq, a predicted model, not a curated record
AGAUGCCCUGUAUCAGUUAAUAUGCUAUAUAUAGGUCUACUGGUAAUACUGAUCAAAAAACUGAAAGGAAAAAUAGUGUUGUCUAUAAAUGUCUAAUUUAAUCUAUAAAAGGUCAUUUUAUUUCUCAUUCUAUUAUCUUAACUUCUUAUCACUUGUUUAUUCGAAACUUUAAAUAGGUAUUUAGUUAUCGCAAUACUUACGAAUUUAAGGAAGAUUUUUUUAACCCGACCAAUUUCAUAUCUUAGUUCAUUGGAUUCGUUUGAAAUCAAUAUCGAAGUGGCAGUGCAAAUUUCAAACCACAUUCAUCAUUUUUCAACUACUUUCAACAUUACAUAGUGCAGAUGUACCUAAAAUAGUGCAGACAAGUUACUCUAUCGAAUAAUUAAAACGCUAUACAGUGUUACCCUUAUCUAGUAAAUAUCUUUUAUAUAUUGUGUACUGGACUGGUACAUAAUUAUAGGGAACUUAAAACUGGUAAAUUGUUUAGCUGUUACUCUAGUGAUUUAAAAUUGUAAAAAAGAUUAAAAAGAAGAAUAAGGGGAACAAUUAACUUACAAAGAAAUGGCUUCUGCAGAACUCACAAGUUUGGAUGAAGUAAUAUCAAAUUCAUUAAAGGGUAAAGAACUAGAAGAGUUUAACAGAAUUCACUAUGGAAGAAUAGACCAAUGUGCUUUGUUUAUCAGUUCCGAUGCUGCCCAAAAAGCCGCUAGCAAUGGAUUUGAAAUAAAAGCUUAUGAUUUUCCUGCAAGAAAAGAAGAAUGCAGGAAACCUCGCAUUGUAAGAUUAGGCCUCAUACAACAUUCUAUUGCUAUCUCUACUGAUAACCCAAUUACACAACAACGACUAGCUAUAUUCGAAAAGGUUCAAAAGAUCAUAUCUGCUGCAGCUGCAGAGCAAGUUAAUAUUCUUUGUUUACAAGAAGCUUGGAACAUGCCCUUUGCAUUUUGUACAAGAGAAAAGCAACCAUGGUGUGACUUUGCAGAACCUGUGUUGACUGGCCCUAGCACAGUUUUUUUAGCAGAGCUUGCAGUGAAGUAUGACAUGGUUAUCAUAUCUCCAAUUUUGGAACGAGAUGAUGUUCAUGGAGAUACUAUUUGGAAUACAGCAGUAGUUAUCAAUGAAUUUGGAAAGGUAAUAGGAAAACACCGUAAAAACCACAUUCCAAGGGUUGGAGAUUUCAAUGAAUCUACAUAUUAUUUUGAAGGUAAUACUGGUCAUCCAGUAUUUGAAACAAAAUAUGGUAAAGUUGCCAUCAAUAUUUGCUAUGGUCGUCACCAUCCACUAAACUGGCUAAUGUUUGGUAUCAAUGGUGCUGAAAUUGUAUUUAACCCAUCAGCAACAGUUUCAGGUUUAAGUGAACAUUUGUGGGCAGUUGAAGCUCGCAAUGCAGCUAUAGCCAACAGUUAUUAUACAUGUGCUAUAAACAGAGUAGGAACUGAAUCAUUCCCAAAUGAAUUUACAUCUGGAGAUGGAAAACCAGCACAUAAAGAUUUUGGACACUUCUAUGGUUCUAGCUAUGUGACAGCACCUGAUGGUAGCAGAACUCCAGGCCUGUCUCGAAUUAAGGAUGGUUUACUUAUUGCCCAAGUUGAUCUAAACUUGUGUCGCCAAAUUAAAGACAAGUGGGGAUUCACUAUGACUCAACGCCUUGACUUAUAUGCUCAAAGUCUAAAUGAAGCUAUAAAGCAUGAUUAUGUACCUCAAGUGGUACACAAGUAAUAAAGAUUCAAUUUACCAAUCAUGAAUCCUACAAUUUUAUUAUAGUGUUACUGAACAGAUCUGUUAAUAUUUGUUAAAUCUGCUAAAUUUUUAAUUCUGUUUUAGUCUACUUUAAUUUUUAG